Messenger RNA from Aspergillus chevalieri, 3216 nucleotides. RefSeq lists its product as uncharacterized. Lineage: Eukaryota; Fungi; Ascomycota; Eurotiomycetes; Eurotiales; Aspergillaceae. Bases 1 to 3216 code for a protein of 1071 amino acids. The transcript has 7 exons. Gene Ontology annotation, molecular function: protein binding. The record is from RefSeq and is a predicted model, not a curated record.
AUGUUUUUCCAGAUCAACAAUGAUGGACUUAAAACCUUCCUACGUACCCUUGUCCCUGGCGAAAAGCCGAACAUCGACAUUGUGGCCAUUCACGGCCUCAACCCGAAAAACAAGGAGAACCAUGCGGAAAAAACUUGGGAGUCGGGAGGCAAACUGUGGCUGAGAGACUUCCUUCCGAAGCAAUUGCCGCAGGCCAGGAUUUUCCUCUAUGGGUAUAACUCCAAUGUUGCUAUCCAAUCUUCGGCUGCGGGGGUACGGGACCAGGCACGGAAUUUACUCAGUAGGCUAUGGCUGGAAAGAAAGGGCUGUGAAACUCGUCCAAUCCUCUUUAUUGCUCACAGUCUGGGCGGAAUUGUUGUCAAAGAGGCCCUCGUACAAGCCAAACUUGGUGACAUAUAUUCUUCAAUCUUUAUAGCCACCUUCGGCAUUGUCUUCUUCGGGACGCCACAUCGAGGAAGCUCUUUGGCGCGCAUUGGUGAUGUGUUUGCUAAAGUCGCAAGAGCCAUUCUAAACACUCCAAGUAAUACGUUCUUGAACGCAUUAAAGAAGGAUGAUCUAUACGCAACCGAACUGUCUUCCAAUUUUCAACAAAUACAAGAGCAUUAUCAGUACCUCAACUUCUACGAAACAUUGCCGUUGAAGAGUUUCAAUCUGAUUGUUGAAGGAAGCUCUGCAGUCCUUGGUCUACCUGACACAAGGGAGAAAAAGAUAGCUUUGAACGCCAACCACGAGGAAAUCUGUAGAUUCGCGAGCGAAGAUGACGAAAACUAUCGACACGUCUCAGCAUUGCUGGUCGAUCUUGUGAAAAGGGCGAUGGAUUCUUUCGAAGAACAGUUUUUCAACAGCUUUCACAGUACUUUGGUGGAUGGCUUGGUUGAAGAACGUAAACCGAGUUUCUUCAUGGUACCAUACAUGCGCAAUGAGUUCUUUGUCAACCGCGAGCCUAUUACCCAAAAACUUAGAGACCGGAUACUCCCAAUAGGAGAAUCCCAUUCGCGAGUGGCACUUUUCGGUCUUGGUGGUGCCGGCAAAUCGCAAGUCGCUAUCGAAAUCGCGUAUCAAAUACACACCGAACUACCCCAUGUGUCUGUGUUCUGGAUCCAUGCAAACAGCAUCGAACGAUUCCGAGAAGGAUGCCACAUUGUCGAUGAAUGCAAUAUCCCGGGUCGAAACGAAGAAAACUGCGACAAGAUGGUCCUCUUAAAAAAUUGGCUUGAAAAAGAACAUAAAGAUUGGUUAAUGAUCAUUGAUAACGCCGACGAAGCUUCCCUAUUCUCAUCGAAAGCAGAGCUCUCACGAGAUAAAACAGGAACAAAUCAGUCAAUACUCGAAUACCUGCCUGAGAGCCCUCACGGCUCGAUCCUCAUUACGACAAGAAAUCGAGCUGCAGGAGUUAAACUCACCAGAAAUCGCCUCUCGGAGCUCAUCGAAGUUAAUACUAUGACGGAAGACGAAUCGAGCCGCCUUAUCAGGUCAACCCUGUCGGACAACAUACCCACCGAUGAAGAGAUACGUGAGAUCUCAGUUUUGCUUGACCACUUACCGUUGGCACUUACGCAAGCUACUGCAUUCAUGCAGGAGAAUGUCCUCACCAUAAGCGAGUACAUUGAACUAUACAAGGACAGUGACGAGACCCAAAUGGACUUACUAUCGGAACCGUUCGAGACCCUAGGUAGGGAUAGCCAAGUUCCAAAUGCAGUUGCAAACACAUUGAUUGUAUCCAUCAAUCAGAUCAAGAAACAGGACCCCAAAGCUGUUGAGAUCCUGUCUCUGGUGGCUUUUGUGGACCAGCAUGAUAUUCCUAAGAGUCUGGUACAGGCGAAGGUGAAACGUGCACUUGACCUCACCAAGGCUCUGGGAACUCUGAAAGCGUUCUCACUUAUCACUGCAAACGAACGGGGGAAUUUUUCCCUCCAUCGGUUGGUCCAGUUGGUUUUGCGAAAGUGGUUGAUCAUCGAAGACAAGUUCGAGGACCAAGCUAUUCAAACCAUGGAUAUUAUCGCUGAGCUAUUUCCAAACGCAACCUGUGGGCAAUGGACUGCCUGUAAGGCCUAUUUUGCUCAUGCUCAAUCUGUCCUCACCUUUCUUCCCGGAUUACACGGGAAGCUCUUCAGACGGAAAUUAUACCUUCAGGAGGGCAUAGCCUACUAUUUGUGGUCCCAAGGCUACUACGAUGAAGCAGAGAAAAUAGAUAUCUUGGUGAUGGAGGAAAACAAAAGAGAGUUCGGGAUGGGACACCCGGAGACAUUGGAGAGCAUGAUCGCGCUUGCAUCGACAUUCGAGAAACAAGCAAAAUGGGCAGAAGCUACUAGUUUGGACCAACAUGUUCUCGAAGUUCGAGAGAGGACCUUGGGACCUACGCACGAUCUCACCCUCACAAUCAAAUUGCACAUAGCGGAGAAUCACAGCAAUCAAGGCCAGUACGAAGAGGCCGAGCGCUUGACCUCAGAAGUACUAGCGACAUCAAAAUCCGUCUUUGGACCGGAGCAUGCAAACACAAUAGAUGCGAUGACCAGUCUAGGGACCAUUUAUGUGGACAUGUGCAAAGUGGAUGAAGCUGAAGAUCUCACGACGCAUGUCUGGGAGUGGAGGAAAAGAGUCCAUGGUGAUGAACACGAUACAACACUAGACGUUGCUACCACACUGGGAAUCAUAUACCAUAACCAGGAUCGGUUUCAAGAAGCGGAGCGAUUAACCCUCCAGACCAUCGAGGCUAAGGAGCGACAACUGGGCCUGAAACAUCCAUCAACACUGACCAGCAAAGGAAACCUCAUAAAUAUCUAUCAGAGCAUGGAUAAAUGGGAUGAUGCCGAAGAAUUAGCCCUAUCCGUCAUAAAGGAUCAUUCCGAGCGAGUGGGCCCAACGCAUUUCGACACAAUGAUCGAAAAGCAGAAACUGGCCAGCAUUUAUUUCAACAGAGGCCUUGUAGAAGAAGGCGACAGAUUGGACGACGAGCUCCUAAGGGACAGCAUCGAUAAUUUUGGACGCGAUCAUCCCUUCGCACUGGGAUGUAUGGAUAGGACCGCUGAGACCCGAAAGCGUCAAAAGAAGGAUGUGGAAGCGGCCCGGUUGCUGGCUGAACUGGUAAGCCGCAGAGAAAGGACGUUGGGGCCUUAUCAUAAUGAUACCUUGAUACCCUUUAAAACAUUAUGUGACUGGUGUGGGAAGGAUGAGGCGAUAGAGAUGCUACUUGAAGCUGAAAAGGAGUUGCCAUGA